Messenger RNA from Trematosphaeria pertusa, 1316 nucleotides. RefSeq names its product citrate lyase-like protein subunit beta. The record is from RefSeq and is a predicted model, not a curated record. The coding region runs from base 121 to 1098 and encodes 325 amino acids. Lineage: Eukaryota; Fungi; Ascomycota; Dothideomycetes; Pleosporales; Trematosphaeriaceae. Gene Ontology annotation, biological process: oxaloacetate metabolic process. The transcript is spliced from 2 exons. Gene Ontology annotation, molecular function: catalytic activity; magnesium ion binding.
CAUGAGGUGAGCUCUCCGAGGUCCUGUCGCGACAGACCUUCAGCAAUUGAGUGCGAUACAACCAAGAUUCACUCCUUUUUGCCGCCUGCAGAGCGAGAUACAUAGACGCAGGCCUUCACAAUGGCCACGUCUCGAACUAUAAUCCGCAGGGCGCUCAUGUACGUCCCCAGCUCCUCGAAGAAAAUGCUCGAAAAGUCCGCCUCCCUACACGUCGACACCCUAGCCUACGACCUCGAAGACAGCGUCCCCCCGCACCUAAAAACCGAAGCGCGCCACAACCUGCACCACAUCCUCUCUCGCCCGCGCCCCCAUGGGAUAAAAGAGCUCUGCGUGCGGAUAAACAGCGUCUCCACGGGGCUCGCCCUCGACGACCUCACAUCCGUGCUGCGCGGCGAGCACAUCGACGCCAUCAUGCUACCAAAAUGCGAGAGCGCCGCGGAUCUGCACUUCGUGACGGACGUGAUACGGCACGUGCUACCCGAGCGGCAUCCGAGCGAGGCGGCGAAGAGCGUGCAUAGGGACGAGAAGCCGCCGCUGGCGAUCAUCGCGCUGGUGGAGUCCGCGCGCGCGGUGCUGAACCUGCCGGAGAUUUGUCGCGCGUCGCCGUAUCUGUCAGGCCUUGUGUUUGCGGCUGAGGACUUCGCGAACGACUUGUCGCUUACGCGGACGCCGGCGCUGACGGAGUUUCUGUAUGCGCGCAGUGCGAUUGCGACGGCGGCGCGCGCGGCGGAGCUGCCGUCUACUAUCGAUCUCGUGUGCACGGCGUAUAAGGGCGAGGCGGGGCUGAAGACGCUGGAGGAGGAGUGUGUGAAUGGGAAGGGGCUGGGCUUCAAUGGGAAGCAGUGUAUUCAUCCGAGCCAGAUUGAGGUGUGUCAGAGGACGUUUGCGCCGGGGGACAGGGAAGUCGAGUGGGCGGCGCGGGUGGUGAUUGCGGACGAGAAGGCUGCGCAUAAGGGGAGGGGGGCGUGGACGCUGGAUGGGAAGAUGAUCGAUGUGCCGGUUGUGAAGAAGGCGAGGGCUGUGUUGGAGAGGGCUGAGAUGUGUGAGAUUGAUGUCGCGGCUGUGAGAGAGAAGUGGAAGGAUCAGGAGCCGGAGUAAAUAGUAGAGGCGGAAAUUCACGAGAAUGAAUUAACUUGGGAAUGCCUCUAAAGUCCACGAGGUCUUCAUGGGGUCGAGAUAUCAGUGUGGGCGCGGCGUUGGUAAUACCAACGAUUGAGGCAAGAAUAGGGUCUUAACCCGACAGGACAACAAGUGACAAAACUCCGUAUGCUAUUCCCGUAGUGUACGCUUGGUUCUAUAUGUUCAUUCAUAACCCC